Dentiscutata erythropus is the source of this 1218-nucleotide messenger RNA. The record is from the annotation of a GenBank genome assembly. Lineage: Eukaryota; Fungi; Glomeromycota; Glomeromycetes; Diversisporales; Gigasporaceae.
AUGUCAGAGGCAGACGAUCCACUCGUAAACGGGAAAACGCCUUCUACAGAAGGUCGCGAUCCGGCUUAUUUUUCUUAUUAUGCCAUGCUACAGCAUCAGGUGGUUUUCAAGCAUUCAAGAACUGUUAGUUCCAACGAGUUAAAGAAAACUCCUGCAGGUGCACAGAAGGUAUAUGCUGUUGAGGCCUCACAAAUGGCAGAGAAAAUGCGAAAACUUGUUGAGAGCGCAAAUACAACAGAGUCUGAAGCCUUAGCUAAGAAUGCAUUCCUAAAGGAUAAAAUUGAAGUUAUUCAAGCCAAGAUUGAGGAUCCUAACCUUCCGAUCCCUCGAGUGGAUACCAUUAUUUCUGAACCAAUCGGAGUCCUCUUAAUUCAUGAAAGAAUGCUUGAAAGUUAUCUUUAUGCACGAGAUACUUAUUUAAAACCAGGCGGAACUCUAUUUCCGUCAACAGGGUCCAUAUUUCUUGCACCGUUUUCUGAUAUUGCUUUAUGGACUGAGACUAUGGGAAAGGCACGUUUUUGGGAACAAUCCUCAUUUUAUGGAGUAGAUCUUUCUGCACUUUAUCCUGAUGCUAAGGAUGAAAUGUUUGGCAUGCCAGUGGUUGGUUGCUUUGAUCCACGUACCUUAAUCGCACAAGCAAACCCGGGUGGAUACGUGGUUGACUUUUAUACUAUUACAUUGGAGGAGCUUCAGGAUAUGACAAUACCUUUCGUCUGGCAGGCUUCUUAUACCGGAAUUAUUCAUGGAAUAGCUGGAUGGUUUGACUUACAUUUUUCACCACCACCGUCGGUUUCUAGUGGGAACACAAUUGCAAUGUCUACUGGACCUGCAGCAGAACGAACUCAUUGGCAACAAGUCAGAUUCUUAUUGAAAGAGCCAUUGGCGGUGAAUGCAGGUCAAACUAUUCAAGGAUGGAUGAGAUGUGUGGUGAAUGAAAUGAGAUCUUAUACUAUAGAAGCCGAAUUAAUGGUUGGGGAAGGUCAAUUAACAAAUCCAACAAUACUCUUAACUUCAAUAUAUAAUCUGGACUUUAAUCGUAGACGUGGUAAAUGGAGACUGCACGAACAGACUUAUAAUUAUAAUUAUUAUCCACAAUCUGAUAAUCUUUUUAGACCAGAGUAUAAUUGCCUUUAUGAACCAGAGCACCCUAUAGAUACCACAGUGGUUGUGGAAAAUAAUUUUGUUGAUGACAACAACAACAAUCAAUUUAUUAUGUGA